AAAUCGCCUAUAAAUACGCGGUUCAUCUUUGACGCGAAAUAGUCUACAAGUAAAACCUCUGAUAAUCGAAUUUGUUAGCUGUAUUAGCUGUACAAAAACGAUUCAGAAUAAAGACUUUCGUGGUCAUUGUAUGCGUGCUGGCUAUUAUGACGGUAGUUUACGGUUUCGACCAAAGACGCCUUGAUUGCUUUUACAAGAAUUUGCUUACAUGUCCUCUAGAAGCAAAGGAGCCCGUGACAACGGAAAUCAGAUGAAUUACAACAAGGAAUAACUGGCAUAACAAACUGCGUGAGGAACGUGUUUACAGUUCUGUGAGUCGCCUAUAAAUACGUAACUCACUUUCAACGAGAAGCAGUAUACGAUUAAAGUCGUUCGUACUAAUUUUCUUUCCUUCCUGUACACUUGGAAAGUAGUCCAAGAUGAAACUUUCGGCAAUUAUCGUGACUGUGCUGUGCAUUAUAGCGACUGCUCACGGUUUCAACCCAGACCGAAGUAUAAAUUUUCAGCAGAAUAUCCAAUAUUGCCUUGAAAUAGAGAAUAAAACACCUUCUAGAAUCGAUUCCAAAAUAUUGAAGUGCGCAUUGACAUUUGAUGGCCAGGUUUUUGAUAAAAAUAACCAAAUCAGGAGGGCUGUAAUGGUAGCAUUAAUAAUAGACAUUAUCGACGACGGAUAUCAAUCGAUGAUGGCACAAACGUUAUUCAGAGAUUGCUGCAAUAAUGAAAACGUUGACGACAAUAUCAGCAACGACCAAGAGACGACGAAAAUAAUUGAGUGUUUCUCCUCAAUUAAAAAUUACAUUACGUUAGAGUAACAUACAAAAACAUAAUAGAAACAAAUUGAGUGCAAUAGCCAAAUUUUAUCUUUUGCCGUACACUAUACUAAACACUCUUUUCAAUUUUCUUCUUGGUUUCUCUGUGUGACAUUUCUCUACAUGUGGUUUUAACUAUAUAUAUAUAUGUGUCUUUUUCUGUUAAAUUAUAUGGUUACAAAAAUAAUUGAUUAUGGUUGUUAUAUGA
Molecule: messenger RNA, 1017 nt
Organism: Odontomachus brunneus
Lineage: Eukaryota; Metazoa; Arthropoda; Insecta; Hymenoptera; Formicidae
Exons: 7
Coding region: 420-812 (130 amino acids)
Source: RefSeq, a predicted model, not a curated record